Molecule: messenger RNA, 3669 nt
Organism: Musca vetustissima
Lineage: Eukaryota; Metazoa; Arthropoda; Insecta; Diptera; Muscidae
Gene: tous
Product: cilia- and flagella-associated protein 57
Exons: 5
Coding region: 1-3669 (1222 amino acids)
Molecular function (GO): protein binding
Source: RefSeq, a predicted model, not a curated record
AUGUCCUCCCUUGUCGAGGAUAAUCAAAUAAUGGACAACAGCAAUAUAUCGCCACAGCCGCCGUCCAUCAAUACCGUCGGUUUACGACCCAAACACAUUUACGGAUUGCGUACCAAUGUUGUGGGCAACAUACAUUUUAAUUUGCAACAAGAGGUCAUUUAUCCGGUCGAAGGUGUAUUGGCCUUUCACGAUUUCGUUGAGAAUAAACAGCGUUUCUUAAGACUGCCCGAGGAUACGAUACCCUUAAUUAUACAAAUAAGUCCGCAUCGUAAGCUUUUGGCAAUUUUGGAAAAAGCAAAACCUAAAUCAGGCAAUGGUAAAAAUAAUGGCAGCAAAAGCAUUUCCAUUUAUGAUUUGCACACUCUGAAAAAACGUCGGACAUUGGAACUACCCAAUGGUUCAAAACAUGCUGAAAUUUCGCAAAUACUUUUUACCGGUGACUCCAAGGCUCUGACAUUGCUUACCAAAGGACCAGAUGAAAUGAUCUAUAUGAUAUUAAUGGAUAAACUGGGCACUGUCUAUGAGGGCAGAGCAUGUCCGACAAAUGGUCGUUUUACUGCCGAGUGUCUUGCCUGCAAUCCUCAAGAUACCAGCCUCUUGGCUGUGGGUGGCAAUAAUCUACUGACAUUGCAAACUAAAUCGGAUAAGGGUUUCAAUAUAACCAAUAAUUUAAAAUCCAAUUUCCUUUGUACCUCUAUGGCAUUUUUGGCCAUGGAUCUGCUAAUGGUGGGUACAAGUUCCGAUGAAUUAAUUCUCGUCGAAAAUGGUGAAUAUAAACUGAGGCAAAAGGCCAGUGAUGCAGAAGUCUUUGAUUUACUCAUGGAUCAGGAAACAUUUGAUCGCGAGCAAGAACAACGACCACAAAACAAUGCCAACGCGAAUAGUAAACUUUACGAUAGUAGGGUUGUUUGCAUGACAGCAUUUGCCAAGGGGUUUGCCUUUGCCAUUUUCAAUAGAGUCUAUGUUUUCGAACGGGUAUCGAAAUUUAAAUUUGAACGUAAAACUAUACUGACCAUACCCAUCACCAUCUAUGCUGAGCAUUUGUAUCAGAUCACCAAUCUAGCGGUGGAUAGUAAACAGGAAACGGUGAUAGUAACUGCCGAACAUUCACAAAUCUAUGUCGGAAUUUUAAUUGUACCCGAAACUUUGAAGGCGAAGCAUUUGCAAUUUCAGCCAUUGGGUGCUCUCAUUCACAUCGAUGAUAUUGUGGAUAUAUCGCUGUGUUCCUGGAAACCCAUCAUAAUGACGGCGUCCCGCGAUCAAACAGUUCGCAUUUGGAAUUAUGAAACCGAAAAAGUUGAAUUGGUCCGUAAAUUUCAAGUCGAUGUCAAUAUUGUGGAAUUGAAUUCGACGGGUCUUAUUGCGGCCAUUGGGUUCUCGGAUCAAUUGCGUAUAACUCAAAUUUUUAUGGAAGAAUUAAAUAUUGUAAAAACCUAUAACUUCCCACGCUGUAAAGAUGUCAAGUACUCCAAUUAUGGACAUUUAAUGGCAGCUGCCUAUAAUAGCACCAUUGCCAUAACCUCAGUUUACAAUCUGGAAAUUCUAAUAACGCUCAAGGGUCACAAUGGCACCGUACUCUCAGUGGCCUGGACCAAAAAUGACAAAUAUCUUAUAUCCGGUGGUAACGAGGGUGCCAUUUAUCAAUGGGAUGUUGACAAUGGUAACCGACUGCAAGAAAUCGUACAAAAAGGUACCGAAUAUGUUUCGGUAUGUUCGACAUUUAAUGACCCUUUGUCCAUAUUUGCUGUCAACAAUUCUGGUCUGCUGAGAGAAUUUCAAAAUUCAGAAAUUGUCCGCGAAGUCAGUAUACCGUCAAGCUCCAAGUGUCGUCUAACAGAUGUUUGCUUGGCACGUUCCGAUACCAUUAUGUUUGUGGCCAAUGAAAUGGGAGAUUUGGUGAAUGUCCAAUUGCCAUUUUUAGAUGCCGGUGGAGGAACUUGCAGCAAUUUUCGAUUCUUUAUGACCGCCGUUAACAAAGUACGUUUCUCCUACGACGGUACUCUACUGAUGACUGUCUCCAAGGCUGGAACUUUGGCCAUAUGGGCUUUGGAAAAUAUUGAAGGCAAAGUGGCCAGUAUGGAUCAGGAUCUGCUAAAGUCUCAAGAAGUUCUCAUACCUCGUGCCAUUUUGGCAGAGAAAAAUGAACAAAUUGUUAAUCUGGAGACACGGCUAAAACAACAGGCCGAAGAAUUCCAAUAUCAGUUGUCACAAAAUGAAAUAUUCGAUGGCCAACAAAUGGCGGAAGUGCACCGUAGCUAUUGUCAAGCACUGGAGGAACUGAAACGCAUAAAUGCCGAGGCUGAGGAACGCCAUCGAGGUGAAAUGAAUCAAAUCACCUUUCAAAUUAAUGAAAUGAAAGAGGAGCACAAAAAGCAACUGGACAAUCUAGCCACCCAAUAUUCGGAACGUAUGCUUAUCGAAUAUCAGAAAUUCACAAAUCUCCGAGAAAAUAUGCUCGAGUUAAGAGAGAGCUAUGAGAAUAAACUGAAAAAAUCCGCUGGCACUCUACAAGACACCGUUGAGAGUUUGGAAAAUGAUUACAAGAAACAAUUGGAUGAACGACGUGAACUGAUACGCGAACUUAUGCAGGAAAUGGAGGACAAAAAAUCACAAUUCACCGAUUACUGUCAGCAGGUCGAAGAAGAGAACGAGCAGCGUUUGAGUGAAACCGUGAAGGAAUACGAAAAGAAACUGCUCCAAGAAAGGGAGGCCACCGAAUUAUGGCGCGGCAAAUCAGGAGUUUUACAGAAGAAAUACGAAAGUCUCACCAAAGAUGUCGACAACCUGCUGGAAGAAGUCGAAACUCUCAAGGAACAGCACACAAAGUCACAGAGGAAUAUUACCAAACUGAAUCGCACCAUUGAAGAUCUGCAAAAAGAUAUAUCGGAUCGAGAUUAUGCCAUCAACAACAAAGAGAAACGAAUACAAGAGCUGUUGCAUAAAAACCAGGAACUCGACAAAUACAAACAGGUGCUUAAUCAUAAAAUUGCCGAACUCAAAGCUCAAAUCGAACCCCGAGAAUUUCAAAUUAACGACAAGCGUAAACACAUUUUGGAAUUGGAAAAUGAAUUGGCUGGGUUGAAUCAAAACAACAGCCAGUUGGAAUUGCAGCUCAAGGAAUUGAAGGACAAGUACAUCAGUACUGUGGCAGAACUUAAAGUGGAGCGACAUCGGGCCAGGGCGGGUCGUGAGUGUGUCCAGAAUUUGUGUAGUGAAAUUUAUCACGUGGCUGGUCUUAUGAAUACACCCGACAAACUAAAGGCGGCAGUCCGCGAACUCUUCCAACGUCAUGCCAGCGAUGAUGAAUUGAAACGUUUCAUUUCGCUAGAUGCCAAUGUCCGAGAUGAGUUCCAACGUCAGCGAAAUCAAAUCGAAAGGGUUUUGAAAAUCUAUAGUAAACGCGAAGAGGAUAAGACCCAGAAACGUAAAUAUGAUAAGCUAUUCAAGGAAAAUGUGGUACUGCUGGAAGAGAUCGAUAAAAUGCGCGAAGAAAAUAAGAUGCUGCGAGCGCAUUUGAAACGGGAAAUGAGUACGAAGAAGAGUAAGAGUCGUUCUGCAGCAUCCAAUUUGAGACAGAAAUCUGGUCCCAUAAGAUCGAGUGAGAUGAGUGAGGCAUUAAAGGACUACAGUGACCUUGACAAUGGAGCAGUGGGUGGUGGAGAACUAUAA